UGCGAGCGCUGCGGAGGCUCGGGGCCAGCCUGGCUCCGCGCUGCCCCGGCCGCUGCGGCCCCCUCAUCUCGCCCCGGGCGGGCUGGCCGCAAGCAGCCUCGACCAGGAGCCUGGGCACCAGCGCGCUGCUGUUCUCGGGUAAUGCUGCAGUGGGGCUACUACAGGUACAAGCACUAGGUAGACAUGGUGCAGCUAUUUUCAUCACUAUGGCAUAAUCCGACCACUUGUUAGGACUGCUACCCCAGUGACCAUGCGGUGCUUCCUGCUGAUGUUAGCGGCCCGCAAAUUCACAGACAAGCAUGAGUGGAUAUCAGUUGAAAAUGGUAUUGGGACUGUAGGAAUCAGCAAUUUUGCACAGGAAGCAUUAGGAGACAUCGUUUAUUGUAGUCUUCCAGAAAUUGGGACAAAGUUGAACAAACAGGAUGAGUUUGGUGCUCUGGAAAGUGUGAAGGCUGCUAGUGAACUCUAUUCUCCUCUCACGGGAGAAGUAACUGAAAUUAACGCCACCCUUGCAGAUAAUCCAGGACUCGUCAAUAAAUCUUGUUAUGAAGAUGGUUGGCUUAUCAAGAUGACUGUGGACAACCCUUCAGAACUUAACGAACUGAUGAAUGAGGACGCGUAUGAGAAAUUUAUAAAAUCCAUUGAGGACUGACCUGGAAUGCUAAAAUAAACCACUACAAAACACUUAUAUCAGCGUAGUUUGUCAUAGAUUAGUGGUGUACAGAAGGUCUGACAUUGGGCAGCUUGAAAAAAUUGCAUAUUCCAGAAAUUUUGAAUAAGAUUUCAAGACAAAUAUGCUGCCUCUGAAUCGUGUUGUACUAAAGAGCAAUCCUGUGACAAUCAGAGAUUGCAGAUAGGAAAAAAAAUGCUUAACAUUUGCUCCCUUUUGCUAGUGAUUUUUUUAGCCUAUUAAACUUAAUUAUGUAAUUUCAAAGUUUGGAAUGUCAUCUAGAGUAAAAUAUUUUUAGUUCCUAAAAAUACACACUUAAAGUGUAGCACUGUAACAUGCAACAGUCUUAGCAGCAGCAUGGUAACUGUGUUAGCUGUCCAAAUACAUUUACAUAGCUAACAGGUUGUUGUGAUACAAAAGUUGCAUCAGGUUUCAGGUGUGCAUAGCAAUAUAAUCUUUAAAAAGUUUAGUUUAGUUAAAAUUUUCUACAGAUACGGCUGUAGCCUUGCAGCAGACUAGAUAACAGAAAAUAAAAAAAAACCUGACUUUA
Chrysemys picta bellii (western painted turtle) is the source of this 1220-nucleotide messenger RNA. The record is from RefSeq and is a predicted model, not a curated record. NCBI's taxonomy places the organism in Eukaryota, Metazoa, Chordata, Testudines, Emydidae.